AUGCAGGUAUUGAUGGCUGACCCAACUAUAUCAACCACACAUGGGCUCUAUUUGUCUGGUCCUUUCCUCAUUGAAGCAAGGACCUUGACUGAGAAUGGAUGGCAAAAAGAGUAUAGAACCUAUACCUCAUUUAUAGCUUGCAGCGGAGGUCCUCGUGAUGAUCACUUACAUUACGAGAUCGUGGCCCAAGGUUUUGGUCACAUCAACUUCAAACUUGAAGCAGGACACAUCUAUUUCUUGCGUGGGAGUUUCUUCCCAACUAAUGACAAAGAACAGGACAAUACAUUGUUUUUUGAGGCAUCCGACUGGGUUCUCCUCAACGAUGCUGAAAACUUUGUUGGUGAUUUAGUUGAUGCGGUUGGCAUCACCGGAGUUGGAAUUAUUUGUAAGAUCGACAGCAUCAUUAUGCCAACUGCUGGUGGUGUAAAGAAGAAUCAAAAAGAUGAGAACAAACCAACUACAAUUGUAACUGUUUUACACUCUGAUUUUCAUCCGACCACCAAAGAUCCAACACAAUUUAUGGUGGAAUACCAUAUCCCCCCAACUCCCAACUUGGCUGGAACACCAAAAAUUUUGAAGGUUGGUCAAGAGUUCCAAUUUCACGGGUUUGUGAAAGAUUAUGAUCCCGAUAACUUCCGAUAUGUAAUAAUUGCGAAUAAAGUUUCACCAACCAAUGGCAACAAAGAAUAUCAGGUUGAUAGUAAAGGUGUCAAAGUCAAGGACGAAAACACCAAACCAAUGACCUUAGCUAAUAAACCAUUAAAUUUGAAAUCAGCUUUUAAAUUGCCCGUCAUAUCAACGGACUCAGACGUAUCAACCAGUUUGCAUUUUCCUCCUUCGGAUUUUGGACCACAUUUGUACCGCUCCGGUUCUUCCAGUUUAACAGGUCCUUCAAGCUCUAACCAAUCACCUGAUAAACUCAAGCCCAGCAAAAUUGCAAUUACUGCUCUCAAAGAAAGAGGCCGCAGUCAGCCCAAACAUUCGACUAAGAAGGGUAAAACUUUGAAUUUGACUGUCUCUGAAGACAAAUACAUGUUAACUAAUAUGUACAUAGCCGUGAUUUCAAUUUUUGAUUUUGUUCUUCAAAGCGACUUUGAAAGAUACCUCCACGUCUACAUACCCACUUCCUCGAUCCAACUUCUACUCCUUGAUAUCACUCCUACUACCUCUUCUUGA
Messenger RNA from Melampsora larici-populina 98AG31, 1176 nucleotides. RefSeq lists its product as uncharacterized. NCBI's taxonomy places the organism in Eukaryota, Fungi, Basidiomycota, Pucciniomycetes, Pucciniales, Melampsoraceae. The transcript has 5 exons. The record is from RefSeq and is a predicted model, not a curated record. The coding region runs from base 1 to 1176 and encodes 391 amino acids.